Messenger RNA from Tripterygium wilfordii, 1585 nucleotides. RefSeq names its product alcohol acyltransferase 9-like. Bases 187 to 1494 code for a protein of 435 amino acids. The transcript has a single exon. NCBI's taxonomy places the organism in Eukaryota, Viridiplantae, Streptophyta, Magnoliopsida, Celastrales, Celastraceae. The record is from RefSeq and is a predicted model, not a curated record.
CAAAGCCAACCAGUUUGACGUUUUGUUUUGAUAUUAUCUUUUUCCAUAAAGUGAUUCCUGGAAAAUCUUGCACCAAAUCUUUCACAGGUAGAUACACAAAAGAUCACGCAUGCCUCUCUCCUUAUAUAUAAACAUUUCCUUAUAUAUAUACCCUAAUCCCCACCCUCCCCUCUUUGUCAAUAACCUAUGGCAAGCACAGUCCAUGUCGAGGAGGCUGUAUUGGUCAUCCCAAGCGAGCCUACACCUACACGAGUCCUCCCUCUCUCCGCCCUCGAUUCCCAGCUCUUUUUGCGUUUCACUGUCGAGUACCUUCUAGUCUACACGCCUCGCCAUGGGUCGAACCAGGCUGCCAUCACGGCUGGAGUCAGGGCUGCACUCGCUAAAGCCUUGGUCCCAUAUUAUCCGCUAGCGGGUCGAGUCAGGACCAAGCCCGAUGGCUCGGGGCUUGAAGUUGUGUGUCGAGCGCAGGGUGCUCUGUUCAUCGGGGCCACGUCGGAUCAGGUGGUUACUGAUUUCGAGAGGGCCCCACGUUAUGUUACGCAGUGGAGGAAACUAUUGUCUCUCCAAGUGCCAGAUGUUCUCAAAGGGGCCCCACCUCUUGUUGUUCAGCUGACGUGGCUUAGAGACGGUGGUGCCACGUUAGGUGUUGGGUUUAGUCACGCCCUUUGCGAUGGUAUUGGAAGUGCCGAGUUUCUCAACUCGUUUGCAGAGCUCGCCACGGGUGAACUCAGCCGAGUUGUCUCGCCCGUUUGGGAUCGACAACUUUUUGACUCGAGAUUCACUCAUUGUAAUCGUACAAAACUCCUGAGUCAUCCCGAGUUCACCCGAGUCCCGGACCAUUGUGGCUUUUUGAAUCGCUUCUUUAACGAAAAAUUGACACCGACUUCAUUAAUAUUCGACAAAAGAUUUCAAAAUGAGCUCAAGAAACUCGCUCUGUCAACGAGUCGACCCGCCGAGUCUUCCUACACGUGUUUUGAGGUUCUCUCUGCUCAUGUAUGGAGGAGCUGGGCUCGAUCCUUGAAUCUUCCGUCAAAUCAAAUCCUGAAGCUUCUCUUCAGCGUCAACAUUAGGAACCGAGUCAAGCCGAGUUUGCCGAGUGGCUACUACGGGAACGCGUUCGUGCUCGGUUGUGCUCAGGCUAAUGUGAAGGAACUCACUGAGAAUGGUCUAGGUCACGCGGCGAGCUUGGUGAAGAUAGCGAAAGAAAGAGUGGACGGCGAUUACGUGAAGUCGGUGGUUGAAUCGGUGAGUCAAUCAAAGAAGUGUCCUGACUUGGUUGGAGUGUUGAUAAUGUCAGAAUGGUCAAGGCUGGGUUUAGAGAAGGUUGACUUUGGGCUAGGCAGGCCAGUUCAUGUGGGACCCAUAUGUAGCGAUAAGUACUGUCUGAUUUUGCCAGUUCAUGAUCAGACGGCUGCCGUGAAGGUGAUGGUAGCACUGCCCGCAAGUGCCGCUGUUGAGUACGAAUAUCUAAUAAAAAGUCCAUAUAAUUCAUGAAGAGCCCACUGGAUCACUGAUUUUUUUGACUUACUCGUUGACUCUAUUAUUCACUUUUUGACUUUUCUUACAAAAAAAAGAUUCCACAUGA